Molecule: messenger RNA, 1838 nt
Organism: Gadus macrocephalus (Pacific cod)
Lineage: Eukaryota; Metazoa; Chordata; Actinopteri; Gadiformes; Gadidae
Product: M1-specific T cell receptor beta chain-like
Exons: 6
Coding region: 295-1284 (329 amino acids)
Source: RefSeq, a predicted model, not a curated record
AUCCUCCUCCUCGUUUUGAACGUCUCACUCAUGGCCGAUCAGUGUGUUCGUUCUGAUUAGCUCUUAAUUGAGAUCACCUGUCACGCACCCCUUUAUUAAAGGUGGACACAAUGGGUUUGGUUUACUUUUCGCAUCGGCCUGUGUCAAUCGAGGUUGAGUUUAGUGAGGGUUGAAAGUUUUCGAUCUAGAUUGCAGAUCACUAUUGUCACUUUAUACAAACUGAAAGUAUGCGUUGUUGCGUGUUUGUUUUUGUGGGCAUUUGACUGAACAGCCCAGACAAAUAUUGCUACCAACAUGGCACUUCGAAACAGACCACCGCAAUCAGAGUCUCUCCAUUUUCCACCAUAUCUCGGUCGUCAAGGAGACGACCAUGCUGCUGUUUUGAUUGACAGCUCGUCAUCAGUGCUGGCGGUGGUUGCCAUGGCAGCAGAGCUGACUCAGGACCAGGUGUCGUGGACCAGGAGAGAAGGGGAAAACGUCUCCUUCAGAUGUACAGACACUGACCAGUGUGGUCUUAUCUACUGGUACCAGAAGAAAGAGGGGGAAACGUUAGCCGUGAUUCUUUCUUUUGAAAAAAGUUUGGGUCAAGUACAAAAAGGAUUCAACCAUCCUCAGGAAGAUGACUUCUCAUCAGUCCUCAAAGAGAACAGCUGGGAGUUGUCGCUUCAGAAGGUGAAAGCGUCCCAUUCUGCCACCUACUACUGUUCCUGUUUGACAAGUGGUCGCACACAGUACAGGUCAGUGGAGCGGCCCAAAGUGAGCGUCUACCCAGCGACGGGAGCUGAUUUAAAGGGCCGGCGCUCCCUGCUGUGUGUAGCCAGAGACAUGGUCCCUGAGGAGGUCCGGGUGUCCUGGAGGAGGAGAGGGGGGGGCGGAGGGGGGGGGAAGGACGGGGAGCAGCUGGAGCUCAGAGGACCGACAUACGCUGCCAGCAUCCUGGUUAUUGAUCAGGGAGAAACCCUCAUGGAUCCAUACAUCUGUAGAGUUGAGCAUGAGAGCGGUCUGCAGGAGGUGGAGUUCCCAGAAGGCCCCGGAAAGACAGAUGUUACCUUAGCGACGGCAGUUACUACGGACCCCCGGCGUCCAGGGAGACCCAGAGAAGGUCCUUCAGAUGAAACACACCAGUCCCUCCAGGUGCUGUCCAGAGCCAGGCUGGCGUCUGUGCUCUACACAGUGAUGGUGGUGAAGAGUGGGCUCUGCUGCUGUGGCCUGGCUCUCCUGCUCCUCCACACCAACAAGACCAGCAGGACGCCCAGAACCAGCACCACCACAGCCCUGGACUGACGCUGUUGUCCCCCAGAACCAGCACCACCACAGCCCUGGACUGACGCUGCUGUCCCCCAGAACCAGCAGACCCACCUCGUACAACCUUAAGAGGUCACCAUGUCAUCAUGUCAUCAUGUCAUCAUGUCACCAUGUCAUCAUGUCAUCAUGUCACCAUGUCACCAUGUCACCAUGUCACCAUGUCAUCAUGUCAUCAUGUCAUCAUGUCACCAUGUCAUCAUGUCAUCAUGUCAUCAUGUCACCAUGUCAUCAUGUCAUCAUGUCACCAUGUCAUCAUGUUAUUCAUUUCUACUCUCCACAUUCUUCUGCUCUUUUCCCUCCACUGUUUGGACCAGAAUACUGCAGUGGUGUUUCACGGUUUUCUGUUUCCUGUCUCUUAGUGUGUACUGUCGCCCAUGUAACAUCUAACACACUCCCUUCAUUUAAACAGGCCCUCAAAACCCACCUUUUCAUGAUCGCUUUCAACACAUAACCUCCUUCCCUUCUCUACCUUCCCUCCUUUUAACGAGUCUUUUAUACCUAUUUCAGUUUUUUAGAUACCUAUUUUUAGAAAA